Messenger RNA from Symbiodinium sp. CCMP2592, 3444 nucleotides. Lineage: Eukaryota; Dinophyceae; Suessiales; Symbiodiniaceae. The record is from the annotation of a GenBank genome assembly.
AUGCCAGAUGAUGCGGAGUUGUCCGACAUUGCAGAGGACAAAUUGGAGGCUUGCAGCAUGUUGGGUUGUGGUCAGACCAGCUUGCGCUCUCGAAUGCGGCUCUUCCUCAUCAGCGUAGCGGUGAAGGCCUCUCGCGAUGCUCCUGAGAGAAGCUUGCCAGUGAUCUCUAUGGAUUGGUUCUAUGUGAAAGGUAAUGAUCGACAUCUAGAGUUCAUGAAUCGGGGUGGAGAAGAUGAAGACAAAGAACCAUUCUUGACCGUGCUUGCGUGCAUAGAUCGGAGUACAGGCAUGAUGCAAGCCAUCCCGGUGCCCAACAAGAAGCAUGACUCCCAAGUCUAUGCCGCAAAACAAGUCCUAACCUUCAUCAGCUACCUGAGCUAUGCAGAUGUACAGCUUCGGCAUGACAAUGAACCGGUGAUGCAGUCAUUGGCCGAUAUGGUCUGCAAAGCCAGAGCUCGGCAUGGAUUGGCGACACGACCAAGGCCAUCUCAGCCAUAUGUUCAUGAAAGCAAUGGUGUUGUUGAACAAGCAGUUCAAAACCUUAGGGAUAUGGCUGUUGUUCAUCUUGAGCAAGUGCGUGAACAUGCUGGUCAAAGUUUUUCGGCAAGCCAGGACAUUGUGGGCUGGGCUCUGGUCCACGGAGCUUUUCUUCAUAAUACUUACCGAGUGCAGGGCGGAAGUACCCCAUAUGAGAAGUGCUUUGGAGUUCAGUUUAAGAUGAAGCUAGCUCGAUUCGGGGAGACGGUGAUGUGCGCUCUGUCCACUGCGCAUACCAAGAAGGGAAAGCCUAAGUUUGUGAAGAUGUUGUUCCUGGGCUGCACCAUCCAGAAUAACAUGUAUGUCUGCGGGAACAGCCUGGGAGUUUACCUGUCGAGCACAAUUCGAAGGCUACCUCCAUCGCAACAGUGGGCCGGGGACCUCCUGAAAGCAUUCAAAGGAAAAACUUGGAAGUAUGGCCUCGCAGUCCUUGGUAGUCGAUUGGUCCCAGGCCUUCCACGGCAAGAUCCAUCAGAAGCUUCUGUACCAGUUUCGGCAUUGCCUGCAGUAAGCGCCGAGCGAAAGCCCCAGUCCAUUGACCCAGGCAACGUUGAAGCAGCGAGUGAUCCCGAAACCGAGAAGAAUUCCAGUGAGGCUUCAUCAUCAGGGUCCUCAACUGGGUCUGAGAGUCCUACGCGUUCUCCUGAUGUUGGGGCACCCGCUGCAGCUUCACAUGUCCUUGAAUCCCCUGAACAUCGUAAGCAGGAUGACAUGGAAGUUUCAACAUCAGAUGCUAGAUCAAAGCGUACAUCAAGUGCAGCGUUGUUGGCCCCAUCCGGUCUCUCAGGAGAAGUUGAUCGCAGUUUGAAGCAAAGGGUUCAGCAUAUCGUUGUUGAAGGAGAGGAGUUGUUUGACCUUGAUGAAAAGAUGCUAGACUUCGAAGCCGAUCUAGAUGUUCACCAAGACUGGUGGUUUGAUGCUGGAGGCCAAGGGGGAGGGGAGGUUCUCAGAGAACGAUGGGCAAAAAGGACUGAGGAUGAAGGACCCCCACAAUGCUCUGAAGAGGAGCUGCAAUCCCUUGACCUCGAGGCUGAAGCGUUUGAAGCAGAAAGGCUCUUAAAGAUGAAGGUCCUUGAACCCACUCAAGAAGAGCCUCCAUCGGAACUUGUGUUGAACACCCGCUAUGUGCAUGACUGGCGCUUUCGAGAUGGUUGGGUCAGACGGGCAAGACUGGUAUCCAAAGAACUAAAAGUUUGGGAUCCUCAUCGUAUGGAUGUCUUCGCGCCCUCUACGUGCCCAGCCAUGAUAAAACUAGUGCCAGCCUUAUUUGCCACGAAGUACGAGAGUGAAGAAUGGCACCUGUGGAGCAUCGACUUUAAGGAUGCUUUCCUUACUGUUCCUCAGCGGUCUUUGCUAUAUGUCAAAUUGAAUGGUCAGUACUUCAAAGUCUUGAUGUGCCUGCCGGGUCAAAGGCAGGCAGGUGCUUGGUGGUCUGAGCAGAUCACAGCCGAUAUAUUGGGUGCAGGGCUAGAGCAGAAUCCUUCAUGCCCCGUGGCUUUCGGUAACGGAAAGGCAGCAUGCGCACUGCAUGUUGAUGAUGGAAUUCUCGGAGGUAGGCUUCAGGAGGGGAACAAAAUUCUCGGAAAGCUGGGUGAGAAGUAUGUGAUGACGAUUACGGGCCCAAUUCGAGAUCCAGGAGAGCAAAUUCGAUUCUUGAAGCGGUUGUUCGUGAUUGAGGAGGCAGGCCUUGCAAUGUACAGCGACCCCAAGUACUUGCAGAAGAUGGCAAAGCUCUUAGGCAUCACCCGACCCAGGAUGCGUAAGGUGCCGUGCACUCCUGAAUGGUGCACCCCGGACUGCAGCAGUGCCCUCGGCACUGAGGAACAUGCGCUUUUCAGAUCCGUUGUCGGGUGCCUUCUUUAUCUAGCUCCUGAUCGGUGUGAUGUGCAGUUUGCUGUGUCUGUACUUGCCCGAAAAGUUCAAAACCCUACUCAGAGAGACAUGCAGUUUGUGAAGUAUCUUGUUGAGUACUUGAUUUCGACGUCUGACUACCACUUGGUGAUGAAAUGGACAACGCCCGGCAAAAGCAUCCGAGAUCAGCGUGAAGAGCCAAUCCCUUGCCAUUCGGUACAUCCCGGUGAGUACCUCCUUGAAGUACUUACCGAUAGUGAUUGGGCAGGGUCAGUUGCUGAUAGGAAGUCCAAUACUUCAGUCCACAUGUACCUCAACUCUGUUUUGGUACACAGCUUUGUGAGAAAGCAGGACACGAUUGCGCUCUCGAGCUGCGAAAGUGAGCUCAUCAGUGCUGUUUCAGGCUGUGCAGAUGGAUUGUAUAUCAAGAGCAUUGUGGAAACCAUGACCAAGAACAAAUGCAACAUGAUCGUCCUUGUUGAUAAUGCGUCAGCGAGAAUGAUUCUAUACAAGACCGGAACAUCACGAGUACGACAUCUUGAUUGCCGUCUUCUUUGGGCUCAGUCCAAAUGCAAGGAUGGUGUCUUCUCAGUGAAGCCGAUCCCGACGCGUCUCAACACAUCCGAUGCUGGAACCAAACCUUUAGGUGCUGAACGGCUGCGCCUCCUUCUAGGGAUUGUGGGAUACCAUUCUCGUGACGGUAUUCUAGGUGCCCAAGAGUUCCAGCGCCAAGAGUAUGCACACAACAUCGGCAAGGUGACGAAAUCUCAGCGAAAAGCCAUGCUUGGAGUGUUGAUGGUGAUGCUUCAGAGUGAGGGUGCGCAUGCCCAUGAUGCUGAUCCCACAACAAGCGCAACAUUGCAGCGGAUCCAUGACAUGCUUUCGAUGCUCCAAGUGUGGAUUGAAAUGUUCAUGGUAGAGAAGGACAUUCAAAGUUGGACGGUUUUUAUCGUUGUCGUUAUCUUCACAUUGUCUAUGCUUUCAUUCUUUGUCGGGGUGAUCGUUGGCCGUGCAUGUUUUUCCCAAGAAGACAAGUGGUGCUAUUCAAAUCAUUGA